Molecule: messenger RNA, 1146 nt
Organism: Guillardia theta CCMP2712
Lineage: Eukaryota; Cryptophyceae; Pyrenomonadales; Geminigeraceae
Exons: 2
Coding region: 1-1146 (381 amino acids)
Biological process (GO): positive regulation of tyrosine phosphorylation of STAT protein; maintenance of protein location in nucleus
Cellular component (GO): mitochondrial intermembrane space
Source: RefSeq, a predicted model, not a curated record
AUGCAGUCCGAUGAAAUCUUCCGUGCGUUGCUCAGCAUUGAAAAGAUGAUCCAGGGACCUGAGUUCGAAACCUGGCGCAAGCAAUUUGUGGAUCGGAAUCUUGAGCAUUUCUCCUUCGAGGAUGAGAACAAGCUCAUCUAUACUGACAUCCACAAGGAGUACGAGGAAGGCAUCGAGAAGCUAAUAGAGCAAAGUUUGCCUCCAGGCACGGGCAUGGAAGGGCUCAUGGAGGCGCUUCCUGCAUACCUUGAGAGCUCGGAGGCGCACAGAGAGGAAACUGCUCGAACUGUGAAGCUCUUGCUGGAGAUUGGAGACUUCAAAGACUUCAGGGAGAUGAUGCUAUAUGCCAAGAGGCAGAAAGAGGAAGAGGGCGAGAGCGGCACUGAUCAAUCUCUUUCCUCGCUCUCAGGAGGAGGCUCAGUCUUUGAAGUCGACGGUCUCAUCGAGAUGUGUGGACUGCUGGCUGACACUGGUGCAAAUGAGGACGGCUGGGUGACCGUCUACCAAAACAAGUGGAUGCGAAUUGACAAGAAGCCCGUGGACGAGAAGCUCAAGCGGCAUAAGAACGAGAUCUUCUUGCGGGGGGUGAUGACCCUCGACCUGACCUACAAGGAGUGCCUCGACAUGUUCCUCUUCUUCGGAGAUCGCAGGAGAGAAUGGGACACCAACUACCGCGGUUACGAGCUGCCGAUGGGAGGAGACGUAGUCGACGACGACGACGUGGUCAUCAGGUCCAAGCUUGACUUCGGUACCCUCAUGCACAUGGUCGGCAUUCCCCGCUCCCUCCUCGUCAAGUACGUCAGGCGUUGGGACUUUCCGCGACAAGGAAGCGUGUCUACCGCCAUGGUGCCAUGGGACGAGAAGAAGAACGCCUUCGACGACAAGAACAAGGUCCUCUCCCUCAAAACCAACACCAUCAUGCCGCACCCCGAGCUCCCGGACAAGUCGCUCAUUACCACGCUUGAGAUCAACAAGCUCGGCGGGAUGCCGAAAUGGGCCCUCAACAUCCUCAUGACCGCGACAGCUCCGCAGCUGGUGAAGGGACUCGAGCAGAGAUACAUCGCCAAGAUCAGGAAGAGCGGAAAAACAGUCGACAUGACGCCAGAGGGGAGAAAGAAGAGAGCGAAAGGAGCCGAGACCUGGUAG